Dictyostelium discoideum AX4 is the source of this 2010-nucleotide messenger RNA. It is a transcript of the gene pif1, whose product is annotated as DNA helicase. Lineage: Eukaryota; Evosea; Eumycetozoa; Dictyosteliales; Dictyosteliaceae. Bases 1 to 2010 code for a protein of 669 amino acids. The record is from RefSeq and is a predicted model, not a curated record. The transcript has 2 exons.
AUGUUUUUACGGUUAUCUCUAAAGACAAUAAAAAAAUGUCAAUCAAACUUUAUAACUUCAUUCAAUAGUAAACAAUAUAAAUUUUUUACAACACACUAUGGUUAUGAUUUUUUCAAUAACGAUGAAAAUGAUAGUGGUGGUGGUGAAUACCAAACUUCUUUUGACUACGAUGUGGAUAUAGAAGUACCAAUACUAAGUAAUGUAACAACCUCAAAUACAACAAUAAUCAAUAGACCUUUUUAUAAUAAUAAUAAUAAUAACAAUCUACAAGUUUCUUCUUUAACAGCUGAAAAAUUACCAAAAAAAAUAAAAAUAAACAAAAAACCCCUUGUAAAUAAUAAUAAUAAUAAUAAUAAUAAUAAUAAUAAUAAUAAUAAUAAUAAUAAUAAUAAUAAUAAUAAUAAUAAUAAUAAUAAUAAUAAUAAUAAUAAUAAUAAUAAAAACUCAAACAAUGUAAAUUUAACAAAAACAACCAAAUCAACCAAUACAUCAACAACACAAUCACAACCAAAUGAUCAAGGAUUAUUUUCGCCAACAAAAACUAAAAACAAAACAUCAAGUGUAAAUGAAAAAGAGGAGAUUGAAAUUUUAAAUAACUUUGCAAAAUCACUUCAAGAUCAACAACAAAAAGUUAAAACAAUAUUUGAUAAAUUUGAAAACAUUGAAAAUGAUAAUAGUGAUAAUGUAGAUAGUCAAAACCUUUUAGAAUUGGAUGAAUUGUUAACAUCUGAACAACAAAAAAUUGUAAAUUUAAUUGUAGAUGGUGGUAAGAAUGUAUUUUUCACUGGUAGCGCUGGUACUGGUAAAAGUUUUGUCUUAAAACAUUUGGUAUCAAAAUUAAGAAAGAAAUAUCCAAAAUCUGUUUAUGUAACUGCUGCAACUGGUAUUGCUGCUGUUAAUAUUGGUGGUACGACAUUACAUUCAUUUGCAGGUAUAAAAUUAGGAGUUGCACCAGCACAAAGGUUAGCAGUUGAAAUUUUACAAUCGAAAAAAUUAUUACAAAAAUGGUUAGAUUGCAGUGUAUUAAUUAUUGAUGAGAUUUCAAUGAUCGAUGCAGAAUUAUUUGAAAAAUUAGAUACAAUUGGUCAAAUGGUUCGAGGCAAUAAUCAACCAUUUGGUGGUAUUCAAUUGGUGUUGGUUGGUGAUUUCUUUCAAUUACCACCAGUACAUGGAAAUUAUGCAUUCGAAUGUAAAGCAUGGAAAAAAUCAAUAGAUAUCAGUGUUGAAUUGACAACGGUUAUGAGACAAAAAGAAACAGAAUUCAUUGAUAUUUUAAAUAAAAUUCGGGUGGGUGAUAUAAAAGAAGAUAUGAUCAAUCGAUUGGUUUCCACUUGUAAUAAACCUUUAGAUAUUAGCAAUGGUAUUUUACCAACCAGACUUUAUUCAACAAAUGCAUCGGUCGAUCAAGAGAAUCAAAGCUCAUUGGAUAAAUUACUAGGUGAACCUUUUAGUUUUCAAGCAGUUGAUAGUGGCAAUAAAGAGUUGAUAGAGUUAUUGGAUCGUGACUGUCCCGCUAUGAAAAAUUUAACUUUAAAAGUUGGUGCUCAAGUGGUUCUACUUAGAAAGAUUGAAAAAGGUGAUGGUUUAGUCAACGGCUCAAGAGGUGUAGUUGUUGAUUUCGUAAAAGCUAGAGUUUCACGUAAAAAUAAUAAAUUCCAUAAAGUUAAUCAAUACUUACCAGUGGUUCUAUUUAAUGAUGGCCAAAAAGUAACCAUACCACCAAGUGAAUGGUGUGUUUGGAGUGAAGAGAAAGCCUAUCGUAAUCAAAUACCUUUAAAGCUUGCUUGGGCUUUAACUAUUCAUCGUGCUCAAGGUAUGACUUUGGAUAAGGUUGAAUGUGAACUCUCUCGUACUUUUGCUUCCGGUCAAGGUUAUGUUGCACUUUCUCGUGUUAAAUCUUUAGCUGGUUUACACUUAAAGUCUUUAAAUACUCCUGCAUUAAAAACUUCUCCAAAAGUUGUAACUUUUAAUAAAAAAAUUAUUAGAUCAAUAAAUAAUUCUCAUAUUUAA